Aureobasidium uvarum is the source of this 1608-nucleotide messenger RNA. The record is from the annotation of a GenBank genome assembly. NCBI's taxonomy places the organism in Eukaryota, Fungi, Ascomycota, Dothideomycetes, Dothideales, Saccotheciaceae.
AUGACAGACGUACGGCCAGAGCANAAACACAACCCGAGUCACGACCUCAGUGGAAACAACUCGGAAAAAGAUGAUGAAACAACACGCAGCCCCAGCCCGGUUGGCGAACAGAACGAGAAGGCUCCUGUCGAUGCUCAAGGACGAAGAGAAUUGAAAGAAAUCGAUGCCCCCGAGAUCCUGGCAUAUGCGUGGCCAACAUGGAAGAAGUGGAUGUACCUGUCUGGCGUUGCCGCCAUUCAGAUUUCCAUGAACUACAACACUUCAGUCUUUCCUAGUGCCGUGACACCUCUGUCAGAGGCUUUCGGUAUUGGUGCGCAAGAAGCAAGAACUGGUCAGAUGAUCUACUUGAUCCUGUACUCGUUCGGUUGCGAGCUGUGGGCGCCCUGGUCUGAGGAGUUCGGUCGUUGGCCCAUCCUCCAGCUUUCAAUGUUCCUCAUCAACAUCUGGCAAAUUCCUUGCGCUUUGGCUCCCAACUGGGGGACCAUCCUGGUUUGCCGGGCUUUGGGUGGUCUUUCUACUGCUGGCGGUAGUGUCACUCUUGGUCUUAUUGCCGACUUGUACCAGCCCGAGGAGCAACAGUACCCUCUGGCUUUCAUUGUCUUGUCCUCUUGUAUCGGUACCAGUAUCGGAGGUGUCAUUGGCGGACCUAUUCAACGCUUCCUCGAGUGGCAGUGGUUCUUCUGGAUCAUGCUCAUCUUCGGUGGUGUCGUCCAAGCCGUCCAUUUCUUCAUGCCCGAAAGUCGUUCGACCAUCCUCCUCGACAGAGAAGCCAAGCGUCGUCGUAAGACUGGUGAGGACCCUAACAUCUACGGUCCCAACGAACUCAAGUCGCCGCGUAUCUCGCUCAAGGAAGCCGGCAAGGUCUGGAUUCGUCCCUUCGAGAUGUUCCUCCGCGAACCCAUCGUACUUUGCCUGUCUCUUCUUUCUGGAUUUUCCGAUGCUCUCAUCUUCACUUUCCUUGAAUCCUUCCCGGAAGUGUACACCAAGUGGGGAUUCGGUAUUCUUGCACAGGCUUGGGCUUUCAUCCCCAUCAACCUCGCCUACUUCCUCGCCUAUCUCAUGUACCUCCCAUGCUUCAUGCGUGACAACCAGAUCCGCAGGAGGAAGGGACCCGAUUGCUUCUUGCCAGAGCGUCGUCUCAAGGUGCUGCUAUGGCUUGCUCCUUUGGAACCUAUUGGCCUGAUAGGCUUCGCCUGGUGUUCCCUUGGUCCUGCCUACAACGUCCACUGGAUUGCUCCCAUGAUCUUCUCCACCCUCGUUGGUAUUGCGAACUACGCCAUUUACUUCUCGUCGGUUGACUACAUGAUCGCCGCAUACGGUGUCUACUCCGCCUCCGCUUGCGGUGGUAACGCCUUUGCUCGUGAUUUCUUGGCUGGUGUUUCGGCCAUGUACGCCACUCCUCUCUAUACAAACAUCGGCGGACAUCCUACAGAAUACGCCAGUACCAUUCUCGCUGGAGCAUCGGUUUUGGUCGUGAUACCAAUCUACGUCUUCUACUGGAAGGGACCCGUCAUUCGUGACAGAUCGAAGUUCGCAAAGACCCUGGCAGAAGACCGCAAGAAGGAGGGAGUACGUCGUCUCAGUUAUGCCGACAACUUGCCUGCUUAA